AUGGAGAUAACAGAUUUAUAUCGCCAGAAGACACCUGAAGAUCCCACAAAUAACAGAGCACGCUUGAAGGAGAUACCGCUAACUUUGAUGCGUCAUGGGUUCCAUUCCGAGGCAGCAUACCUGAACAACGAGUCUCAUGUAGGCUAUGAACAGCGCUCGGUCGAGACCUCAAAGUUCAUGAAGGAUAUCCUGAUGUUUGCCGUUAUGAAGUGUUCUGCAGUCGUUAUCCUACUGAUGUGUUCCUCUGAUGGUAGAUCUGAAGUUGUCUACACCGAUAACACCAAGCAAGGCGUACAAGAUAACACCAAGCAAGGCGUACUAGAUAACACCAAGCACGGCGUACAAGAUAACACCAAGCAAGGCAUACAAGAUAACACCAAGCAAGGCGUACUAGAUAACACCAAGCACGGCGUACAAGAUAACACCAAGCACGGCGUACUAGAUAACACCAAGCACGGCGUACUAGAUAACACCAAGCACGGCGUACUAGAUAACACCAAGCAAGGCGUACAAGAUAACACCAAGCAAGGCGUACAAGAUAACACCAAGCACGGCGUACUAGAUAACACCAAGCAAGGCGUACUAGAUAACACCAAGCACGGCGUACUAGAUAACACCAAGCACGGCGUACUAGAUAACACCAAGCAAGGCGUACAAGAUAACACCAAGCACGGCGUACAAGAUAACACCAAGCAAGGCGUACUAGAUAACACCAAGCACGGCGUACAAGAUAACACCAAGCAAGGCGUACUAGAUAACACCAAGCACGGCGUACUAGAUAACACCAAGCAAGGCGUACAAGAUAACACCAAGCACGGCGUACAAGAUAACACCAAGCAAGGCGUACUAGAUAACACCAAGCACGGCGUACUAGAUAACACCAAGCAAGGCGUACAAGAUAACACCAAGCACGGCGUACAAGAUAACACCAAGCAAGGCGUACUAGAUAACACCAAGCACGGCGUACAAGAUAACACCAAGCACGGCGUACAAGAUAACACCAAGCACGGCGUACUAGAUAACACCAAGCAAGGCGUACAAGAUAACACCAAGCACGGCGUACAAGAUAACACCAAGCAAGGCGUACUAGAUAACACCAAGCACGGCGUACAAGAUAACACCAAGCAAGGCGUACAAGAUAACACCAAGCAAGGCGUACUAGAUAACACCAAGCAAGGCGUACAAGAUAACACCAAGCAAGGCGUACUAGAUAACACCAAGCAAGGCGUACUAGAUAACACCAAGCAAGGCGUACAAGAUAACACCAAGCACGGCGUACAAGAUAACACCAAGCACGGCGUACUAGAUAACACCAAGCACGGUGUACUAGAUAACACCAAGCAAGGCGUACUAGAUAACACCAAGCAAGGCGUACUAGAUAACACCAAGCAAGGCGUACUAGAUAACACCAAGCAAGGCAUACAAGAUAACACCAAGCAAGGCGUACAAGAUAACACCAAGCAAGGCAUACAAGAUAACACCCUGGUGAGAGCGGUGGGCUGCGCCAGGAGCGUCUAA
Molecule: messenger RNA, 1518 nt
Organism: Procambarus clarkii (red swamp crayfish)
Lineage: Eukaryota; Metazoa; Arthropoda; Malacostraca; Decapoda; Cambaridae
Source: RefSeq, a predicted model, not a curated record